GACGCAGGCGGGCGGAAAUAGCGCUGGACGAAGGCGAGGCUAUGAUGACUUCAUGGGGUCAGCCAAAAAUGUGAUUAGCGAAUCUGUUGACUUAGAGGAUGGUUACAGCAUGAUGGCUUCUUUCCAGCGCUCUAACAGUCAUGAUAAAGUAAGAAAAAUAGUGGCUGAGGAGGGUCGCACAGCAAGGAAUUUGAUUGCAUGGAGUGUGCCUUUGGAAAGCAAAGAAGAUGAUGGAAAACCAAAAUGGCAAAUUGGAGGAAGAUCUAAAAAAAUAAUUCAAGGAACCCACAAAACUACUAAACAGCAUGGCUGUGAUGGGUUUAUUCAACAUCACAAAGACCCUUUGAGGAGAGAGAGCCCACCCCAUGCACAUGGCCUACUGCUAAGGGACAUUCAAAGACGGCAGCCUGGCGCCACAUCAGACUGUAAAAUAGCGGCAGCUGGGGAUAAAAGCCCCACAAAAGCGAGGCAGCCACGGAAAGUGGAUCUCCGAGCACGCUACUGGGCUUUCCUUUUCGACAAUCUGCGACGUGCAGUGGAUGAAAUCUACGUCACUUGUGAAUCAGAUCAGAGUGUGGUUGAAUGCAAGGAGGUGUUAAUGAUGCUGGAUAACUAUGUACGAGAUUUCAAGGCUUUGAUUGAUUGGAUACAGCUACAGGAGAAGUUAGAGAAAGCAGAUGCACAAAGCAGACCUACUUCGCUCGCAUGGGAAGUAAAGAAGAUGUCCCCAGGACGCCAUGUAAUUCCAAGCCCGUCAACAGAUAGAAUCAGUGUAACAUCAAAUGCACGAAGAAGUCUAAAUUUUGGAACACCAUCUGCAACGGUGACUUCUAACCGCCUGGCUCCAUCGGGUGUAAGUUGGGCUGACAAAGUGAAAGCCAACCAUACAGUAGCAGCUCCCAGUUCAGAGAUGGCAACGACACAAGCAUGCAUGCCAACUCCAGUUCAGAAAUCUUCACGGAGAAAUGAACGAAAGGAUGCUGAAGGAUGGGAAACGGUCCAGCGUGGGAGGCCUGUGAGAUCUAAAUCUUUUCCUUUGGCCACAAAAUCAACUUCAUCUGCAGAACUAUCACGGCUCAAGGAUGACAGUGACAAAGAAAAUGUAAUUCUUCGCCCAUCAGAGAAUAAGCAGAAGGAUUUGUUAACUGAAGACAGUGUAUCUAAAACUACAGAGCCUAUCUGGAAAGAUACUUCUCAUCCAUGUGAGCACCCCCUUGCUGAAAGAACACAGUUCACAGCCCGUGUCCUGGAGGACAUCAAGGUCUCUGAGAAGAAUGGUUUGGCAGAUGGUUCUCUGCAAGCCCCUUCCGAUGUGCCAGUCAUUCUCACAGAUGCGGAGCAUACCUCAAAGGAUCCCCAAGUAGAAGAAGUAGCCUCUGAUGUUUCCAGGAGUGAAGAUGGGAGUCAAGGAGAAAAACAUAAGAUUGAAAGUGAAAUGGACCCAGCAGAUAUUUCAAAUUCUAUGGCAGAAGUUCUGGCUAAAAAGGAAGAGCUGGCUGAUCGCCUGGAAAAAGCCAAUGAAGAGGCCAUUGCUAGUGCCAUUGCAGAGGAGGAACAGCUAACCAGAGAGAUUGAAGCUGAGGAGAACAAUGACAUAAACAUUGAAACGGACAAUGACAGCGACUUCUCUGCUAGUAUGGGAAGCGGAAGUAUUUCUUUCUGUGGCAUUUCCAUGGACUGGAGUGAUGUCCUGGCUGAUUAUGAAGCUCGGGAAUCGUGGCGUCAAAAUAACUCUUGGGGAGAUAUCGUGGAAGAAGAACCUGCUCGUCCACCAGGCCAUGGAAUACACAUGCAUGAGAAGCUUUCUUCACCCUCUCGCAAAAGGACGAUUGCAGAAUCUAAGAAGAAACAUGAAGAAAAACAGAUGAAAGCUCAACAGCUGAGAGAAAAAUUACGUGAAGAGAAAACCCUGAAGCUUCAGAAAUUAAUGGAACGGGAAAAAGAUGUACGGAAAUGGAAGGAAGAGUUGUUGGACCAGAGGCGGCGGAUGAUGGAGGAAAAAUUGCUCCAUGCUGAAUUUAAACGUGAAGUGCAGUUACAAGCAAUUGUGAAAAAGGCACAAGAAGAAGAAGCUAAGGUAAAUGAAAUUGCCUUUAUAAAUACAUUAGAAGCCCAAAACAAGCGUCAUGAUGUUUUGUCCAAACUAAAAGAAUAUGAACAAAGGCUGAAUGAAUUGCAGGAGGAGCGCCAACGAAGGCAGGAGGAGAAGCAAGCCCGUGAUGAAGCUGUUCAGGAACGUAAAAGAGCUCUGGAAGCAGAACGUCAAGCCCGAGUUGAAGAGUUGCUAUUGAAAAGGAAAGAGCAAGAGGCUCGGAUUGAACAGCAACGGCAGGAGAAGGAAAGAGCCCGGGAAGAUGCAGCCCGUGAAAGGGCCAGAGAUCGAGAAGAGAGGCUAGCAGCUCUGACAGCAGCUCAACAGGAGGCCAUGGAAGAACUGCAGAAAAAGAUCCAGUUGAAGCAUGAUGAGAGCAUUCGGAGGCAUAUGGAACAAAUAGAGCAGAGGAAAGAGAAAGCAGCUGAACUGAGCAGCGGAAGGCAUGCAAAUACGGACUAUGCCCCUAAGCUUACACCAUAUGAACGAAAAAAGCAGUGUUCAUUGUGCAAUGUCGUGAUUUCUUCUGAAGUCUAUCUCUUUAGCCAUAUUAAAGGGAAAAAGCACCAACAAGCAGUGAGAGAAAACAGCAGCAUCCAAGGACGGGAGCUUUCAGAUGAAGAAGUGGAACACCUGUCAUUAAAGAAAUACAUAGUGGACAUAUUGGUAGAAAGCUUGGUUACAACAGAGCCUUUAAAAGAUGGUGAGGAGAAACAGAAGACAAAAAAGAAAGCCAAGAAACUAAAAGCACGGAUGAACUCACGGGCGAAGGAGUAUGAAAGUGUAAUGGAAGCUAAAAACAUUUCCUGUGAUUCUCCAUACAAGGCAAAGAUGCAGCGAUUGGUAAAAGACCUCCUGAAACAACUUCAGGUUCAAGACAGUAACAAGGUUUCUGCUCUGGAUAGGAUUUUGGGAGAGAUUUCACGUAUCUUGGAAAAAGAGAAUGCUGCAGAUCAAGUUGCAUUUCACGUUGCGGGGGGAUUUACAGCUCUGGAACAAGUCCUUCAGGUUGUGACGACUUCCACCAAUCUGAACACAGUUUCUCGGAUCCCUCUGAAGUCCCUCUGCAGUGCAAUAAAUGCUUACCACCUGGCUUGCAGUCACUGUGUGGAGAAUUGCACCUAUGUUUUGUUCAGCAACAAGAUCACUUUUUUAAUGGACCUGUUGAUGCACCAGUUAACGGUUUAUGUUCCAGAUGACCACAAUGCUAUCUUAGGUAGAACUGCAAACAAGCAAGUGUUUGAAGGUCUCAUAACUGGAGUCCUAAGGAUUGUGGCCACAGUGUUUGGGUGUCUGAUCUCCAGUGUACCUUAUGGAAACAACCAGACCAGUGCAUCAAAAUUAAUUCAAGAAACAAAAAACAAGACCUCACAAGCUGAAGUUUUUAACAGUAGGAUACAAGACCUCAUCAGCUACAUGGUGAAUAUAGGAUUAAUUGAAAAGCUCGGUUGCUGUUUCCUCUCCGUCCAAGGCCCAAUUGAUGAAAACCCCAAAACAGCCACUUUUUUGCAGAAUGCCACAGCAGCGUUGCAUGGGAUGUGCCAGCUCUGUUUUGCUGUUAAUGGCAGGUCUUGGAACAUAUUUGAUGAAUCCCGUCAGGAUCCCACAGGACUAACAGCCACUCUUGAGGCUACGGAUCUGGUGGGAGUCUUGCACAUGCUGUACUGUAUUCUUUUCCACGGCACAAUCACAGACCUGAGCACUUCUAGCCCGAAAGAGAGUUAUGCAGAGAAUACUGUCCUAGUAGCUCUUCAAAGUAUACGCUUCUUCAACAGUUUUGCUGCCCUCAAUCUGCAAGCUUUCCAGUCUGUUGUUGGCGCUGAAGGAUUGUCCCUUGCAUUCCGGCACAUUAUAAGCUCUUUGUUGUGGCACUGUUCUCAGCAUACCUGUGAGGCACUACUACAUGAAGUCAUUGUGUGUGUUGGCUAUUUCACUGUAAACCACCUGGAUAAUCAGGUGAUUGUUCAGUCCGGCCGCCAUCCUACGGUGCUGCAGAAGCUUUGCCAGCUGCCUUUCCAAUACUUCAGUGAUCCUCGCCUCAUCAAAGUCCUUUUUCCAACCCUGAUAGCUGCUUGUUACAAUAACCCCCAGAACAAGCUCAUUCUGGAGCAGGAGAUGAGUUGUGUGCUACUCGCCACAUUCAUUCAGGAUUUCACACACAGUUCGAGCCAGACUGAUAACCAGCCUUGCCAACAAAAGGCAGAAAAGAUCUUCAGUCCCCAAUAUUACCUUGAGCUCUGUAACAGGUUCCCAUGCCAGACUUGGGAAGAGGCACGGCAAUUCUUCUUGAAGAAAGAGAAAAAAUAAGAAUCCCCCCCCCCCCCCCGGUUUCGAUUUCAUUCUAACUCUUUUUAACGGUUAAAUAAUUUCAUGACGUUGUUAAGAUGGUUUUUGUAUUUAAAAAUGAACAUAUUUGUAGAUAAAUAUUUAUAUAUCUAUCUAUAUUAAAAUAUAAAAUUUGCACUAUUUCCAUCGAAAGAAUUGUACAUACUUUAAAAAGCUCUUUUGUUGUUUGGAAAAAAUGUUUGUUGUUCUUCACUACAUGCUACACCAGUCCACCUCGACCCAAUGGAUAUGGUAGGCUAAAACCCAUCACCCCCAGUUGUCUUGGGGGGAAUUGGCCGUGUUGGCUGUGGACGAUGGAUGUUGUAGCUCUUUGGAGAGAAAGCUAUGCAUCAGAAACCCUUUGGUUUGGGUAGGAAGGCAAUGCAACAUCACAGUUCUUUUAACCACGUGAUGUUAGCAUCUCUUGCACUGUAAAGCUGCUAGCAUUUUGCUCAGAAUAGAGACAUUGGACUAGGAUGACUUUCUGCACAAGCUGAAUUAAAAUUGGGGCAUUUGGGAAGAUAAAAAUACACCUUAGGAUGCUAUUUGGGAAGAGAGCAGUAGCCUCCUUUCCUCCAUUAAUUUCAGCAUGCUGUGCAAAAAGACUAGCCAGUAGGAAAAAUUUGCUCCAGGUCCUAUUCUGUAUAACUUGUAAUAAAGUAAUUUAUUUCGUUUGGUUGUCUUGUUUUGUAUAACUUUUUUAUACCUCUCUCUCUAUGUAUGAAUGCUCCCAAUGUAAUUCCGUUCUUUAGAGAGCACAAACCCCCAAAUUUAGACAGGAAUAAGCUAUGGAAAUAUAACGCCUCUUUGGGCUCUCUUUCCAAUUCACUUAGGUUUUGAGGAGCACGUUGCAAAAGAGAUGUGUGUGUUCUUUUUCAAAGGCCGAUCCCACGGGUUUGUAAGUGGUGAGAGUUUUCACAAAAUGUAUUAAAAGCAAUAUUACAACUGGUGA
Messenger RNA from Sceloporus undulatus (fence lizard), 5369 nucleotides. It is a transcript of the gene SCAPER, whose product is annotated as S-phase cyclin A associated protein in the ER. The record is from RefSeq and is a predicted model, not a curated record. NCBI's taxonomy places the organism in Eukaryota, Metazoa, Chordata, Lepidosauria, Squamata, Phrynosomatidae. The transcript has 34 exons. Bases 53 to 4399 code for a protein of 1448 amino acids. Gene Ontology annotation, molecular function: zinc ion binding; nucleic acid binding.